This is a messenger RNA of Penicillium malachiteum, 3012 nucleotides long. RefSeq lists its product as uncharacterized. Gene Ontology annotation, biological process: DNA-templated transcription. Gene Ontology annotation, molecular function: zinc ion binding; DNA binding; protein binding. The record is from RefSeq and is a predicted model, not a curated record. The coding region runs from base 1 to 3012 and encodes 1003 amino acids. The transcript has 9 exons. NCBI's taxonomy places the organism in Eukaryota, Fungi, Ascomycota, Eurotiomycetes, Eurotiales, Aspergillaceae.
AUGGAAAACAGCCGGCAUGUUCCACGUGUGUCAGUAGGAGACGCGAAUGCAGUUAUCAGACUAUUGAUAAGCGAAAGUCGGUCAUCUAUUUCAGUGCGUGAAGUACUGUCAUUACGAGUUGCUAUUGAGCUUUUGACGGCCAAAGUUGAUCAGUUAUGCCAUUUCAUAAAUGAAAAUGGACUAGAGCCUCCAUUGCUCCCCUUGGAGAAAGAAAAAUCGCUCAGAAAAAUCUUGGAAUCACUAGGAAUGGACGAAUUAAGUCCAAGAUUAGAAACAACGCUAUCGAAGGAGAGUGAAAUAGAGAGGUCGGUAAACCACUCUUCAGACCCAAAAAGUCUGCCAACAGAUCCAUAUGUCAAAGCCCCAGUCCCCGGAAACAUGUUGCAAGCUUCUGAAUUCAUCCUUGAGACAGGGACCCAACUCAAUCUGAGCCGCCCAACUAGCCCACCGCAUCAUUCCACAGCAAGUGAAAAUUUUGGUCUCCCCGUGGGAAAAGAUAAACAGAGUCCGACCCAAGACAGCCCAGACAGUAUUCUUACUGCUUGGGACUUUGAUCUUGGGGUUGAAACAUGUAUUACAAUUCCUCCACUGGACAGUGACGAUUUUCUCAACUUAUCGCCCAGCGACAUGCUAUCUAUGGAAGGAGAUGCUUUAAUGGCUCUCUUACAACCCGCAAGCAAGGAGGAUGAACAGAGAUCGGAGAGCUCAACAGAUAUUGAGGAUAUCAUAGACGAGAUAUCGAACCGAGUAGGAACCUUGAGAAUCAGUCCGGGCGGAAAUACCCAGUUUCGGGGUCCUAUAUCUGCAUUCAACCUCCCAGGUGUUAUUCACUGCGAGGAACCCGAUGAACGGCCUCAUCCUCGAGGGCUUUCGGUAGAAAAUCAAGAUUCUCUCGGAUCAGAGUCGAAAAUAUCCCCAGAAUUGGAAGAACACCUGCUCAACCUCUACUUCUGUUGGCAGGAUCCAUCUUCGCACACAGUAGAUCGCAGGAUUUACGAAGAUGCGAAAGUAAAAUGGCAGAAUACGGAGGAGACGUCAUUCUACUCUGAUGCACUACGGUGUGCACUGGGCAGUACUUUUGAAUCUCGCUUCCAUUCUGACCUUAUCACAUUUCCCAAGACAUUGGUCGAUUUCCUAGACUAUCCGUGCGUCGCAACAUUACAAGCACUGAUUAUUCUGAGUAAUCAUGAGAUUGGAAAUGGAAAAGAGGGUCGUGCAUGGUUACUGAGUGGCAUGGCUAUGCGACUCGCAUUUGACCUUGCUUUACAUCUAGAUAUUUCUUAUCUUGUUUCCGGUGGCGCUAUUACUGCUGAAGAGGCGGACCUUCGCCGCACUGUUUUUUGGAGUGCCUAUACCGUUGACCACCAAUUGGUCUUUCAUCUUGGUAGACCUUUUCGGACGAGUAUGGAGGACGUGACAGUCGGAAAGCCUCAUGACCGACUUACCAAGCCCAACCAAUACAGGUGGGCACCCUAUGAAAGUUCGAACUGUGGGGAUGAGGCAUCUGGAUUACAUGACUGCGUCGAAGCAGUCAGCCAGCAGCUUGUCUCACUUUGUGAGCUUAUGGGUCCUUGUGGCUAUCUACUAUACGGUACAUCCCGAAUCUCCAAGUCCACCUUGCAAGAACCCAAUGCGAAAAUUGUGGCAGAGUUGGGCGGAUGGAAAGCCAGACUUCCACUUUUCCUACAGAUCAACCUCGAUGAUCAUACAUCUCCAUAUCUCCCUCACUAUGCAAUACCACCAGAACAUUAUUUACGCACAUCGACCUGGGAUGUCAAAAGGCGGCCUACAGCCCCAGCCUCCAAAGGGCCCAGGAUAUCUUCAUGCGCGAGAAUGUGCAUCGGGUCCGCGAUCGCCAUCUCCAAGAUCCUUGUUCUCUACGAAAAUCGAUAUACACUGCGACGAAUUAAUGCCAAGGCAGUAUCGAUUACAUCCUCUGCCAUUCUACUACUCCUUUUUGCUGCCGUUACAAAGUAUCCGGGCCACCCGCUGGAUGAAAUAAAUAUAUAUUUGAGCUCCUGUUUCCGCGCACUGGAUGAAUUCGCGCGUUCCUGGCAGAGUGCCCGACGCGCCAAGAAACUUCUCGUUAAUUUGCAGCGAGAAUGGGAGAAUCGAACAAAACUGAACAAGAAUGGCAGAGCGCUUGAAAAGUCGGCUUUUCUACCUCGGAAGCGCUUAAGGGGGCGGAAUGGAAUUUAUCAAGUGCCGCUUCCGCAACAUAAACGGUAUCCGGAAGGACGAGAUGACUUGAGUGUCAAAUCAGCUCAAUUUUCCAACCUACCCAGAUCUUACAGCAGCUUACCAUAUCCAGUGAAACCUAUCAACUUGAAUGAGAAUCAUAUGACCUUCGAGCUUCUUCUCGACUGGGGUGCUAAUAUUGGGUUACAGGAUCAAGACGGCCAGACCGCGCUUUUCUAUGCGGCAAAGUCCGGAGAUGAGAAGUGCGUUCAGCUCCUUCUGCAAAGGGGUGCCGACUUACAUUUAGAAGAUCACCAUGGCCAAACACCGCUCUUCGUCGCCACAGCGUGCGAGAGGACGAAGAUCAUUCAAUUAUUCCUCGAGGCGGGCGCGGGCUGUGACAUGCCAAAUAAGGCUGGCCAUACACCCCUCAUCCAUGCUGUAAAUGGUGGACACAAAUCUUCUCUUAAUACACUCUUAGGAGCAGGUGUCAACCCUGAUGCCACAGAUGAAGUCAGCCGAACACCGUUGUCUUAUGCUACAGAGUCCUGGGAUCUGACCAUCAUGAAGCGACUUCUUGAAAAGGGCGCCUCCCCCGACUUACGAGACUCUCGCGGUGGAACGCGGAUAUCUCACGGUGCAGAUACCCUAGAGAAGAGUGAUGGUCCUCGUUUCCUUAAAAAGGUUAUGAAAUUCAAAGACGACCAGUCAAGCGAAGCGCUCUUGGAAUUCAUUGUACGGGCAGACGAAUUCACCCCAACAAAGAAAUCGCGCAAGGCUCGGUUUCGAAAGUUCAAAAAAAGAGUCACAGCGAGCAGCCCUCGUGGAGCGUAA